UCAGAGAGAUUCAGAGAAAGUGAACCUUGAUCAACAACAACAUGGACGCCUGAAGCGAUCAACCUCUUUAAACAACAGAAUAUUUAUCUGUUAUUUAUCUGUUUAUUUAUUUGUCUUUCUAUUUAUCUGCUGUUCAAAGAGUCUUGUGGACACAUCUGAUACUCAAAGGCUUGAAGAGGGAAAGAACAAUGGCAGCAUCUUUACCAAGAUUAACAAAAGCAAGAAUAUUCAGUAGACAGAGUAUAGAGCGUAAACCUCCAUCAAUGUCAUCCUCCAGUGUUCGACUGACUGAGGAGCUUCAGUGCUCUAUAUGUCUGGACGUGUUCACUGAUCCAGUCAGCACUCCAUGUGGACACAACUUCUGCAAGACCUGUCUGAAUAAGUGCUGGGACAACAGCCAGACCUGCAACUGUCCAUAUUGUAAAGAAACAUUCAAGCGAAGACCUGAUCUCAAGAUUAAUACCACACUCCGAGAAGUUGUAGAUCACUAUAAAAAGAAACGUCCUGAGAAAAAACAUGUGAAAAAAAAUCACACAGAACUUGAAGUUCUGUGUGACAUCUGUGAGGAAAGAAAGCUGAAAGCUAUAAAAUCGUGUCUAGUGUGUCAGAGCUCUUACUGUGAAACUCACCUGGAGCGUCAUUUGACAGUGGCAGGUUUAAAGAAACACAAACUCAUGGAACCUGUGAAUAAUCUGGAGGAUUAUAUAUGUCAGAAACAUGAGAGACCUCUGGAGCUGUUCUGUAGAGAUGAACAGACAUGUGUUUGUCCGAUCUGUGCCGUAACAGACCACAAGAACCACAACACUGUUCCUAUAGAAGAGGAGAGUGAAGAGAAGAAGACUCAACUGAUAAAGACACAGAAAGAUGUGCAGCAGACGAUCAAGGAAAGAAUCAAGAAGAUUCAAGACAUCAAACAUUCAGCAGAAGUCAGAAAAAGAAACACAGAAAAGGAGAAAGCAGCCCGUGUCGAGCUCUUCACUGAUCUCAUCCGCUCCAUUGAGAGAUGUCAGACUGAACUGCUGGAGAUGAUGGAGGAGCAGCAGAAAGCAGCAGAGAAACAGGAGGAAGAGCUCAUUGAAGAGCUGGAGCAGGAGAUCACUGAGCUAAAGUUGAGAAACACUGAGCUGGAGCAGCUCUCACACACUGAAGAUCACCUCCACCUCCUACAGAUUUACUCGUUCCUGUGCAGCUCUAGAAACACCAGGAACUGGUCUGAGAUCAGUGUGAAGACUGAUGAGAGUCUGGAGACUCUGAGGAGAGCUCUGACUCAAAUUAAGGACACUUUACAGGAGAAACUCACACAAACUGAUCUGAAGAGGUUGCAGCAGUAUGCAGUGGAUGUGACUCUGGAUCCUGAUACAGCUCAUUCUAAUCUCAUUCUGUCUGAUGAUGGAAAACAAGUGAGAGAUGGAGACAUAGAGCAGAAACGUCCAGACAACCCAAAGAGAUUUGAUCACUGUGUAUGUGUCCUGGGAAAAGAGGGAUUCUCCUUGGGAAGAUUUUAUUUUGAGGUGCAGGUGAAGGGAAAGACUAAAUGGGAUUUAGGAGUGGCCAGUGAAUUCAUUAACAGGAAGGGAGAGAUCACGUUGAGUCCCAGUAAUGGAUGUUGGACUGUGUGGCUGAGGAAUGGGAAUCAGUAUAAAGCCUUUGCUGAUUCUCCUGUCUCUCUGUGUCUGAGAGUGAAACCGCAGCGGGUCGGUGUGUUUGUGGAUUAUUCGGAGGGUCUGGUCUCCUUUUAUGAUGUGGAGUCCAGCUCUCAUAUCUACUCUUACACUGGUCAGUCUUUCACUGGCAAUCUCUAUCCAUUUUUAUGCCCAUGCUUUAAUGAUGGAGGUAAAAACUCAAGUCCACUGAUCAUCACACCUGUUAAUUACAAUAAAUCAGUCCCUCCAGGAUUUCGCGGGACUUUAUUCUUAUGUGACUUCCUUAUUCUGAACAAACUCAAGCAGCACUCAAGCCUCAGCGGACACAUCUUCUGUCAGGCUCGUGAAAUGGAUUCAAUCUAUGAAAAUACUGAUUUCGUACUUUCAACAGUUUCUUCAGAUGAAAAAUGCUCUCAAUUCAAAGGUAAUUUCACUGAAGAACAAGAAAGUGAGAGGAAAGUCAGUUCCUCUAAGUGGACUAAAGCUCUUCUGACUCUUCUGGGUUUGUCUCUCGUUUUUGCUCUCGGGGGUCUCUGCGCUCUCUGGAUCCUUUAUAAUAAUAAGCUUGCCGAUUUCGAAUCACUGAAUGAGCAGCACAUAAUAGUUUCAAAACAACUUGCAGCUCAAGUGAUCAACAGCACAGUUAUGAUAAGAGAACAAGAGGAACUUAGAACCAACUACACCAGAGUUAGAGAACAGCUUCUACUUCAUGUCGAGCCGAAGAGGAUGCAGCAUUAUGCAGUGGAUGUGACUCUGGAUCCUGAUACAGCUCAUCCUAAUCUCAUCCUGUCUGAUGAUGGAAAACAAGUGAGCUGUGGAGACAUUAGACAGAAACUCCCAGACAAACCAGAGAGAUUUAAUAACAGUGUAUGUGUCCUGGGAAAGGAGGGAUUCUCCUCAGGGAGAUUUUAUUUUGAGGUGCAGGUGAAAGGAAAGACUGACUGGGGUUUAGGAGUGGCCAGAGAAUCCAGUAACAGGAAGGGAAAGAUCACAGCAAGUCCCAGAGAUGGAUUCUGGAUUGUGGUUCUGAUGAAUGAGAAUGAAUAUAAAGCCUUUGGUGAUUCUCCUGUCUCUCUGUCUCUGAGAGUGAAGCCGCAGCGGGUCGGUGUGUUUGUGGAUUAUGAGGAGGGUCUGGUCUCCUUUUAUGAUGUGGAGUCCAGCUCUCAUAUCUACUCUUUCACUGGUCAGUCUUUCACUGACAAACUCUAUCCAUUUUUUACACCAUUUCUAAAUAAUAAAGGUAAAAACUCAACUCCACUGAUCAUCACACCUGUCAAAUACAAUAAAUGAAUAUGAAAUAAUGAUUUAAACAAUUAAAAUCUAAAAACAUGUUUUGCUAUUUUUUUUUCUCAUAAUUUCUUUUUCAUUGUUAAAGUCUAUCAUUUCUAGCUAUAAUUGCAAAUUUUAAUUUAAAAAUAUGAUUGUUUAAAUUUUUUUUCAAUUGCUAACAUACUUUUGUCCAAUCUUUACUCACAUUUUCAAAACUUUAAACACAUUUAGCAGGACAUCCGUCUGUUGUGGCCAUACCAUUAACACAAUUUAUGUCGUUUUCACAUAAAACGCAGUCAAUUAACACGUUUCUAAAAGGUUUAAAUUUUCUUUUCAUAAAGCUUACCCCAUACCAAAAUCAUGGAUCUUUCUCAUCUUAUUUGCAAAUGCUUAAACACAGCAAGUCAGAAAUGAAGACCUAAUGUUCCAAUCUUUAAAUAUAGUAAAAAAGUAUAGUAUAGUCAGGUGUUGAAGUUCUUUUCAUUACAUGGACAUACAGUAAAAUAGGACUCUUUGAAUUGGUUUUGUUCAGUGUAGAUGUAGAACAACUCAGGGAAGCAGAGAGAGAGAGAAAAAAAAUGUCUGGGUGAGGAAUAGAUGAAGGAGGAGAGGAGUAGUUGGAUCAGGACAAGGGAGAAGAAGAGGUGGAGAGGAGAGGAGGAAGAAUGUGUGCUAGAUUGUGCUUCUCUAUGUUUUUUCCCCGUACACAUGUGGAACCUAUGAAAGCUUAAUUCUGCCAUGCAUAAAAAAUAAAAAAAGUAAUUGUGACUUUUUUCUCUCAAUUCUUAGUUUAUAUCUCACAAUUCUGAGAAAAAAGUCAGAAUUGUGAGGUGUAAACUCACAAUUGCAAGAAAAAAAUUAGAAUUCUGAGAUAAAAAGUCACAAUUACCUUUUAUACUUUUUUAUUCUGCUUCAAAAAAAAAAAAAGCUUCAACAGUACCAAAGGCCAUGUAUGUUGGAUUUGUUGUUGUAAAGCUGUAAAGCUUUUACUACAAUGAUUCCACUGUUCCAUAUAUGCAGAAUAUCUGGUCUGCGUAGGGCACUAACUACCAAGGGGACACCAUCCCACCCUCUGUGGGGGCGCCAUCAACACCCCACCCCACCCCCAGAAAAAGAUUUCAACAAAGGGGGCAACUGAAGUUCAGCAUAGGGGACUCAUUUGACCAGUGGCUGCUUUGAGCAAUUCUGUUACUUUCUUCUUCUCUUUUUCUACUGUACAUUCUAUAAAGUAAUGACUCAGUCACUUUUAGAUAGUCUGUUGCCAAGAAUGCACACAUUCAACACUCAACCAAAAAUGUAAGCGUUCUACUUUACUGCAGUAAAAGGAAACUGAAUUAUAAAAACAAUGGAUUUCAUAUUUUUUGGCAGGUAGAACUGAAAGAUAACAAGUAAUGCAGUUUUCGUAAUGCCAUCAACUGUUAGUAUUUUGACAGUCAUUGCGCUUUGAUUGAUUAUAUGUUCAUGUUGGAUAGAAAACUAGUGCUAGAGUUUUGACAGAAGAACUCAAUUUUGAAUCAAGUUUGCUGUGUUUUGAUAGAGUUAGUAUAUGUAGAAAAAGGUUUUUAGUAUUUUGUAGAGUUUGUAUUUAUUUAACAAAAUAUGGUCUUGGGCAGAAAAUUUACUAUUUGGCUAAUUGUGUGAUGUUGGUGUGCUGCUGUGUUAAGAGUUUAGAAAAAGUACUUUAUGUAUUGGUAAACGCUUGUUAGCAAUUGUAAAAAUAAAAAAAAUAAAAAACUGUAACAAAUAAUUGUUUUUCAACUUUUCAUAAUUAUGCUGUUUUUUUUCCUCCUAUCGCCACCUGAAAAAGUGAAAUGGCCUGUAAUUUUUUUUACGUCAAAAUAAACCAGACAAUUGAACUGAA
Messenger RNA from Ctenopharyngodon idella (grass carp), 4773 nucleotides. RefSeq names its product E3 ubiquitin-protein ligase TRIM39-like. NCBI's taxonomy places the organism in Eukaryota, Metazoa, Chordata, Actinopteri, Cypriniformes, Xenocyprididae. Gene Ontology annotation, molecular function: zinc ion binding; protein binding. The transcript has 14 exons. The record is from RefSeq and is a predicted model, not a curated record. Bases 189 to 2933 code for a protein of 914 amino acids.